Cherax quadricarinatus is the source of this 6089-nucleotide messenger RNA. RefSeq names its product endoplasmic reticulum transmembrane helix translocase. Gene Ontology annotation, molecular function: ATPase-coupled monoatomic cation transmembrane transporter activity; P-type ion transporter activity; ATP binding. Gene Ontology annotation, cellular component: endoplasmic reticulum membrane. The record is from RefSeq and is a predicted model, not a curated record. Gene Ontology annotation, biological process: intracellular calcium ion homeostasis; transmembrane transport. Lineage: Eukaryota; Metazoa; Arthropoda; Malacostraca; Decapoda; Parastacidae.
UGUGUGUUUAUAAGCGUCGUCUGGUACCGUCUUAAUGGCUGCUUCUGACAGCUGUAUCGACGAUCUUGUCCAGUCUGUGGGUCUCUACGUCCCUCGACCGCUGCUAUUACACGGCUAUGUCUUCCCCUUCCUGCUGGUGUACGCCGCGUGGGCGUGGGCGUGGGCGUGGGUGUACAGUUGGGAGGAAAACUUCGAGGUGGGACUGAUUGUCUUAGUCGUCACAGGUUGUGUCCAGGUCCUGACCUGUCUCUUCUGUCACUGGUCAGUCCAGGUCCACUGUCUCCUGACCUGUAGGAAGGAGAGGAACCCAAUGGUAGCGACAGUGGCCAAGGUUGUUCCCACGCCCAACAACGGCUCCCCAGAGCUUGUCAAAGUGCAUAGGACUGUGAUCGACAAGGACUCCUCGGAGACGCUGUGGUUCACAUUUCAAAAAGCCAAAUAUAUCUGGGAUGGCGAGGAGAAGAAACAGUUCGUCGGGCUGCAGUUUCCAGUCGACCUUCCACUGCGGACAUAUGCAGAAUGGCGGGGCUAUCAGGAGGACGCAGACCUCGCUGCCGCCGAGCAGAAAUAUGGCGUGAACGACCUUCAGAUGGACGUUCCUGAAUUCACUGAACUUUUCAAGGAAAGAGCCACAGCACCAUUCUUCGUGUUCCAGGUGUUUUGUGUUGGUCUCUGGUGUUUGGACGAGUAUUGGUACUAUUCGCUGUUCACACUCUUCAUGCUGGUCAUCUUCGAGUGUACGCUGGUACAACAACAACUGCGCAACAUGUCCGAGAUCCGCAAGAUGGGCGCUAAGCCGUAUAUGAUUCAGGCGUACCGAAACCGUAGAUGGCGCUCUAUUAUGACGGACCAGCUGGUUCCCGGUGACGUGGUGAGCGUGGGACGCAGCCAGAACGACAACCUCGUUCCAUGUGACCUGCUCUUGCUUCGUGGCCCGUGUGUCGUGGACGAGAGCAUGCUCACAGGUGAAUCUGUUCCACAGAUGAAGGAGAGUCUGGAAGCCGUCGAGCUGGACCGCCAGCUGGACUUGGCGACGGAUGCCAAGCUGCAUGUCCUCUUCGGCGGCACCAAGGUGGUCCAGUACACUCCUCCCAGCAAAAGUGUCACGGGACUACGAGCGCCCGACAAUGGCUGCGUCUGCUACGUGCUGCGCACCAACUUCAACACGGCGCAGGGCAGGCUCCUGCGCACCAUCCUCUACGGCGUCAGUCGUGUCACUGCGAACAACCUGGAGACCUUCGCCUUUAUUCUCUUCCUGUUAGUGUUCGCCAUUGCUGCUGCUUCCUAUGUCUGGAUAAAAGGCACUGAGGACCCCAACAGAAAUCGCUACAAGUUGUUUCUGGAAUGCACUCUCAUCCUGACAUCUGUAGUACCACCGGAAUUACCAAUAGAACUCUCUCUAGCAGUCAACACUUCACUCCUCUCCCUCUCCAAGCUCUUUGUCUACUGCACUGAGCCAUUCCGCAUUCCGUUUGCUGGCAAGAUUGACGUGUGUUGUUUCGAUAAGACCGGAACUCUGACGAGCGACGACCUGGUGGUGGAAGGAAUUGCUGGCUUGGAUGGGACAAGUGAUGUGGUUCCUGUUUACGAGGCCCCACUGGAAACAGUACAGGUGAUAGCGUCAUGUCACUCGCUGGUUCAGCUAGAGGACGGCCUGGUGGGAGACCCGCAGGAGAAGGCUACACUCUCUGCUAUUGACUGGACCCUCACUAAAGGUGAGGCAGUGAUCCCAAGGAAAGGCAAGGCUCCGGGCAUGAAAAUUUUCCAUCGCUUCCACUUCUCGUCGCAGCUCAAGCGCAUGUCGGUCAUCACGGGCUACACCCAGUCAGGAUCUGCCGAUGUCGUGUAUCUAGCAACUGUCAAGGGUGCACCAGAAACUCUCAGGCCCAUGUUUUCGUCGUUGCCGCCAAACUACGAUAACGUGUACAUCAAGCUGUCUCGCCGUGGAGCAAGAGUACUGGCUCUGGGGAGGAAAGAGUUGGGUAAACUUUCCCAUGCUGAGGUGCGAGAGAUAACCAGAGAGGGUCUGGAGUGUGACCUGGUCUUUGCCGGCUUCAUCAUAAUAUCCUGUCCACUGAAGAGGGACUCCAAGGAGGUUGUUAAAGAGAUCCUGCAGAGUUCACAUGCUGUAGUAAUGAUCACUGGUGACAACUCGUUGACAGCCUGCCACGUGGCCAAGGAACUGAAAUUCACCCAGAAAAAAGCAACAUUGAUUCUGCAGGACUACGGUGAGGACCACUGGGGGUGGGAGAGCAUCGACGAGACAGUCAAGAUGGACGUCGUGCCGCCCAGGAGCCAUCUGGACGACUUCUUCACCACAUACGACUUUUGCAUCACUGGAGAGGGUCUUGCGUGGUUGAAGGCACAACAUCCGCAGUUCUUCCGAAGCAUCUUGCCGCACGUGCGCGUCUUCGCACGGGUGGCACCCAAGCAGAAGGAGUUUGUCAUAACCGCGUACAAGAGUUUGGGCUACACUACACUCAUGUGCGGUGACGGCACAAACGACGUUGGGGCACUAAAGCAUGCUCAUUGUGGUGUGGCCAUCCUGUCCAGUGCACCAGACCGACCGCCUCAGAAGAAGAAACGUGGCGAUGAGCCAGGCAACAACAUGACUCCAGCCAUGUCGGAGAAGCUGGAGAGCGCAAAGAAGCUGGCCAGACGAGUGGAGAAACAGAAGGCGCACACACCGCCAGCUGGACCUAACCAACAGAGAUUAACUCCACAACAAGAGCAGAUGGUGAAAGCACAGGCACAGUUGCAGAAGUUACUACAAGAACUGGAGGAGGAGAAUAACCCGGUAGUGAAGCUGGGCGACGCUUCCAUUGCCGCGCCGUUCACCUCCAAGCUGUCGUCGAUCCAGUGCGUGUGCCACAUCAUCAAGCAGGGACGGUGCACCUUGCUGACGACGCUACAGAUGUUCAAAAUCCUAGCGCUGAAUGCCCUCAUCUUGGCGUACUCUCAGUCCGUCCUCUACCUCGACGGCAUCAAGUUCUCCGACUACCAGGCCACACUUCAGGGCCUGCUGCUGGCCGCCUGCUUCCUCUUCAUUUCCAGAUCGAAGCCUUUGAAGAUUCUCAGUAAAGAGCGCCCUCUACCGAACAUCUUCAAUGUGUACACCAUCAUGACGGUGCUGCUGCAGUUCGCUGUACACUUCACGUGCUUGGUCUUCCUCGUCAAGCAAGCGAAUGAGUGGUCGCCACCUAAAGAGAAGUUUGUGGACUUGGAGAAGGAGUUUGAGCCUAGCUUGUUAAACAGUACGGUGUACGUCAUCUCCAUGACAUUACAGAUCUCCACAUUCGCCAUCAAUUACCGAGGUCACCCGUUCAUGGAGAGUCUGACGGAAAAUAAAGCUCUCCUCUACAGCCUUAUUGGCUCCGGGGGCGUCGUCUUGACACUCGCCCUUGGCAUCGUGCCCGAAUUUGCUCAGCAGUUUGAGAUUGUGGAUUUUCCACCAGAGUACCGCAUCAUGUUGGUGAAGGUUCUGGUGGCCGACUUUGCCCUGUCUCUCAUCGUUGACCGUGUCUGCCUCUUCUUAUUCGGCGAAGGACGAUUACCCGCGGAACUUAGAAAAGGUGGCCUCUAGACAGUGGCAAUCAUAAAUAAAUGAUGUAAAAAGCAUAUGGUGAUAUAAUCAUUUACAGUCGACUCUUGUAGAGCUCCUCUGUUCAGUGCAGUUAUUUGUGACUGCGAUUGAAAAGGCACAUGCAAAAUUGAACAGCACUUUGAAAGGCCUUCAUAGCACCUGCUGUUUAAUUUUAGAUACACCUUUCUCAACCAAAAAAGAGCAAAAAAGGCACAAUGCCGUGACUGGAACUGUACACAAAUAACCCGCACAUACGAGAGAGGAGCUUAUCGACAUUUUGGUCCAGUUUGGAUCACUUACAAAGUCAAACUCAUAAUAACAUGUUAGUUUCACUUGUAAAUGGUCCAAGUCAGACCAAAACAUUGUCAUGAGCUUCUCCUGCCACAGGUUAUUUGUGUAUUUCUCAACCACAUUCCCAAAAGUUGGACUCGACAGAUCAGCUUUACAAGAGAACCUUUAGUGUCCUGAAAAUUUAAAUGCCUAUGUGAGCAAGUGCACUGCUUACCGUCUGAACGAAUCUGCACUUUCAGUUACUAAUGAAAACAGGAGGGCCUUUUAAACAUUCGAAGAUUACACACACAUUUACAAAUGGAGUAUUUAACACCCUGUAGAAGAUUUACAGUCACUGAACUGUAGUGGGGGAUGUAUGUGACACAAAAAUCUCCUGUAUCUUCCCCCAUAAGCUGGAAAAAUGUGGAUUGUUCGUCGCAAAUUAGUGCAGGAACUGCAACUGUAUUGCAAGUUAGUGCCGGAACUGCAACUUUAUUCCAAGUCGGAGGAGACGGAACUCGACUCGUGCCAUUUAAAAGCCAAAAUAUAUCUUGAGUUGAAAGCCCUGUAGCAUGUUCAAAUCAGCAGCAACACAACAAGUGAGUUGCGGAUAGGCCAGAUCACAACAGCAGUGCAACACGAACAAUAUUUAAGUUCAACUCACUGUAGCUUCAAUAUCAGCAUCUUGCAUCACAUAGGGAGAUCAGAUCUAGGUCAUUUAUCAUACAAGAUCUAGCAAGGAACAUUUUAAAACGUCAUGUAUAUAAUGACAGUACACACACAUAUAGGAAAUAUUUAUUGAGUCUAUUUAUAUAAUACUUUCUACGUCCAGGAUCCUUGUACCUACAACUUCCCAUCCUUGUAACUUGUACAACUUCCCAUCCUUGUAACUUGUACAACUUCCCAUCCUUGAAUUUAAAGUCAAUUUGGUUUAUUUUGCGAGGUGAAUGUAGAAGGCAAACUUUAACUUCAUAAAAAUAUACAGUUGACCCUUUCUAGUUCCACUAUAUAGUAUUUUUUCGUUGAUGUGAGUGUAAAAAGCUGUCCAGAAUUAAAUGCUACAGACUAUAAAAGGCCUUUCUGAGUGCCAUUCAGUUUUGGUCAGACUUUUGGAAUUUCAUUUACCCAAAAAUUUGCCCUGUAUAGAGGAGCUUCAUAAAGCUGACUGUAUGUUUCUUUGUGGGUAUACAGUACAUUAAAAGGAAUUUCUAUACAUAUUCUAAAGUUAUUUCACUUUAUGUAUUAUUUUUUAGUUAUAAAGUUUACAUACAUGUGCUGUAUUUUUGAGCAGGUCGCCUGGUUUAUGUAUAUUUAUUUUUAAUACACUGGCCAUCUCCCACUGAGUGUUCUCAAUUAAGUUCUCUUAAUACAUGUAUGUAUUCUUGAGUUAUACAGUGUGUACAGUAGAACCCAUUAUCCGCAGAUUGUUUCCGCAGUUUCAAUUAUCCAUAGUUUACCCUGGCACGAAAGUAAUUUUGCUUAAUAAUGGCCCUAAAGCACAGAAGUAGCAAUGGUGGACAGUUCUUCAAAGCCUAAGAGAAGUUGCAAAGUGCUUCCCAUCAGUGAAAGUGAUGAAUUAUACACAAUGAGUGGAGAAUUAUCGAACUUUAUCAUAGGUAUGUAAACAAAAAAUAAUUUAUGCAGAGGGUUCGCUACUAUCCACAGUUUCAGGUAUCCAUGGUAGGUCUUGAUACGUAUCCCCUGCGGAUACUGGGGGGGGACUACUGUAUUUCCUUUGAUUUCUGUACAGGAAGUCUUCAACUUAUCAACAUUUUGGGGACCUUCUGUAUUGUGUAUAAUGCUGUAAUAAUAUACACAAUAAUGAUAUCUACAAUACAAAAGAUUCUCAAUGCGUUCAUAAGUCGAGUAUUUAGUAUAUUUAUUUUUGAGUUGUAUGAUUGGCUGGAAAGGCAUGCCAUGAUGUAAACGGAACUUGCUCAAUCUUGUUGUACUUUAUAUAGCGGAGACGGAGAGUCCGAGUGCGUUGCCUUGGCCUCCCGACAGCAAGGCUGUCGAUGCGUCAAUGCAGCCUUCGUACACGAAUGCCAGUGAUGACCUGGAGACGCAUUCGUCGAUAUCCGGUUUCUAGAAGCUCGUUCCUGCAUUUAUUACUCGUUGCGUGUGUUCUCUCAUUUGUUUUUUGUAUGUGCAAUGAUUGGUUUACGGUGAAGUCGAACACAAGAUAUUGUGUGGUUAUUUUCUUACCGCUGUAUGUGAGAGUAAAAUAACAAAUGUA